Messenger RNA from Colletotrichum truncatum, 1188 nucleotides. The record is from RefSeq and is a predicted model, not a curated record. NCBI's taxonomy places the organism in Eukaryota, Fungi, Ascomycota, Sordariomycetes, Glomerellales, Glomerellaceae.
AUGGAAUCACCUUUCGAGAGGCUCGCCAUUUCCCCAAAGCUUCUUACCAUCAGGGAAGCAUGCCAGGAAUUAGAGGCCGUGCCUCGAUAUCGGCAAGUUGACGCGGCAUACGAAAGCCCCGAAAUAAUAGCGGCGAAACUCGCCGGAUGCACCUGGGGCGACCAGACCAUGUUCUGGUUAAACUUCGUAAUUGAUGUACUGAAAAGGACCGAAAACGAGCCACGGAUUCGGAUAGCCAGGUCACUGGUGAGGGAGAAAGCUCAAAGCGGAAGCGUUUCCGAAGUUGAAGCUCUUCUACCUCUUCUUUCGAGAGCCGAUUACUUUGAGGACCAGCAUCACGGCCAGGAACAUCUCGAAGAACUUCUGCGAGAUUCUCUAAGGAGUCUCAACUUUCCCAGGCCAGACAAGGAACUUGGCAUCACAAAUUCAACCACAUGCCUUGAAGCUGUUAUCAAUUGGAUGGAAAGUGAGGCUAUCGAGCCAGACCAUCUUCUUGAAUGGGGCGUGGACUUAAAGAAAUGGGUUUGUCCCCAGGCGCUUGACAGCCUCAGCCGAGUUAUUGGUUUCCUCAAACGCGGCGGGAAAUCACUUGCCAAGGAUUACGGCUUCAGUAUUUUUGACUUAAAGGGAGCCAAUGAAGGCAACUCGCGCCAGGAUAUCUUAAAAAGCGAGCUUCAAAAGGUAGUGUUGAAUGAACUCGUGUCCAGUGGUUGCGACGUGAACCUCCGUAAUGCCCAGGGUUACACGAUGCUCUGGUACCCAGGGCAUCUCGUACGCACGUUACUCGACAAUGGUGCUCGCAUAGACAUAUACGACCAUAAUGGCAACACGGUCCUACACGACAUGGUAUUGAAACGGCGUGAGACUCAACUCAGGGACCUCCUGAAUGACAGCAGGGUUCGGGGUGCGGUAAAUCUAUUGAAUAGGGAAAACCUUACCCCUUUUCACCUCGCACUAGGGAUCGAUGAUCUUGGCGAAUGGAGAACCUUCACGAACCUGCUCGAGAGCGCCCUGGCCAGUGUGUAUCUGCCUCUUCCACGAGGCGCAUAUCGGGAUGAGUUGAUAAGGAGUCUCGAGAAGUGGAAAGAUAACUUGCAUCUAAAGACAGCUUAUUGGUAUGGCCAAUAUUCUGAGAAGCGCCUGCAAAUAGUGCGGCAGGUUUGUGGCGUGAAUAACACUACUAUUUAA